Messenger RNA from Zygotorulaspora mrakii, 3762 nucleotides. It is a transcript of the gene TRK1, whose product is annotated as Trk1p. NCBI's taxonomy places the organism in Eukaryota, Fungi, Ascomycota, Saccharomycetes, Saccharomycetales, Saccharomycetaceae. Gene Ontology annotation, molecular function: high-affinity potassium ion transmembrane transporter activity. Bases 1 to 3762 code for a protein of 1253 amino acids. Gene Ontology annotation, cellular component: plasma membrane. The record is from RefSeq and is a predicted model, not a curated record. Gene Ontology annotation, biological process: intracellular potassium ion homeostasis; potassium ion import across plasma membrane. The transcript has a single exon.
AUGAUAAGCAGGACUUUAAGUCGUGUACCUACAUUAGCAUCUUUGAACAAGCGGUAUGAGAAAACGUUCGGCCAUAAAUUCAGAGAUGCAAUUGCUACAUGUGGCCACUACAUGAAGCCUCUCAAGAAAUAUGUCUUUCCAAAUUUUCUUGCAGUGCACUAUUUCUACAUAAUAAUGAUGACUAUAAUUACAUCCAUUUUACUAUACCCAGUGAAAAAUGCGUCAUAUAUUGAUAUUCUUUUCAUCUCUACUGGUUGCACGACGCAAGGAGGUCUGAAUACCGUUAAUUUGAAUGAUCUUUCACUUUAUCAGCAGAUUGUUCUUUACAUUAUUUGCAUACUCUGUACUCCUAUUGCCAUUCAUGGCUGCCUCGCAUUUGUUAGACUUUAUUGGUUCGAAAGAUAUUUUGAUGGUAUUAGAGAUUCUUCUAGAAGGAACUUCAGAAUGAGAAGAACAAAGACUAUCUUGGAGAGAGAACUGACCAGUAGGACAAUGUCCCAUAAUCCUCAACGGCAUCAUCGAACGUUGUCGGCAUCACAUAACUCAUCAUCCCCAAGGGAGGAUUUUCAAGAAAAGCUGUUCAGUGGGAAAAUGCUAUUUAGAGAUGAAAAUGAGCCAGGUAAUUCUACCAAUCAAGAAUCAAAUCCCAAAGAGAAGAUUAAAACAGGCGUGGAUUCAAACGGCUCUUCUUGGUCAAGCUCAAACACAGUCAAGGAUAAUGCUAAUGGCAAACAUUUACAAACUAGUGGUGCGCUAACUUUCGAUGAGCCGAUACGUAAAAGGAAGAAGCCAACUAGAGAACAAUUUGUAGGUAGGCGGCGAUCCGCCGACAUUUCUCCCGAAGAUAUGUACAGGUCCAUAACAAUGUUAAAAGAUCAGCAUCACGAGACUGGAGAAGAGGACGGACCUCCUUUGGUCAUCGGCGCACCAACAGAUGGGAAACGAAAAGGUGACGCAGGCUUCAAAGCUGCAACUCUGAGAGGUACUCUACUUUCAAAAGACGACGCCUUGAAUGAAGACGACGAAGACAACCGAGACAAUCAAGACUCAGAGAAUGAAAGCGGGACUCAGAUGGAAGAUAACUCAAAUGAGGGACAAAAUUCGCGUGUGCGUGGUACCGAGCAGCAUCGUCUGCACGAAGAUGAGUCCAGUCUAACAAGUUCUCCGAGAACUGAUUUGAAUAGUAAUGGGUUGUCGGAUAAAGAAUCUGAUAGUGAGGAACAAAACCUAGAUAUGGAAAAACCGGGACCUCUAAUCAAGUUCGACAUUUCUGCUCAGCCAAAAAGAAGCAAAUCAUCUACAGAAGGAGCUUACAUUGAAAAUAAAAAAUCAAAAAGUAUGCCAAAAAAUGCAAUUUUGACAGGAUUGAAGAGAGGGAAAAGACUCCGCCAAAGAAUCAAAAGGAGGCUAUCCGGAAACUUCAUCGAUAAACUUGAACGGGGUUCUACUAUCCACAAUGAUGAGAACAACAUGGAAGAGUAUUUUGCGGAUGACGAUGAUAGUGACGAUGAUAGUGAAACGCAAUCCAUUGUAAGAAAAAAUAGACCUUUAAAUAAAGCUCUUUCUUUUGACCAAAGCGAUGCCCCACGACUCAAAGCUUCAAACAAUUUGCGAAAGACCGGCUCUUUUGAUUUGAGAAAUGCCAAAGAUAUAGAAAAAUUAGCGCAAUCCCCAGAUUUUCAAACCAUGAUUUACGAUAAUUGGAAGAGAAGACACAAAAAGCAGGCUUUGUUAAAGCGUAGAAAAAGCUGGAAUAACAAACCAGAUGAUAGCGACUAUACCCCAGACCUACCUGCAGACCAGGGAAAUAGUUACAAUGAAACCUACAAUAACGCAAUGAAAAGCAGGAAGCGAAACGGUUCUGUGACUGGUGUGAGUUCGCCUAAUGAUAUCGAUUCUGAAGGGGAUGAGAAUAGUCAACAGGCUGAGAAUCAAAGUGGUCACAGUAUGUCAGAUCACUCUGCUGGUGAUGAGGAACAAGGUUACUUCGGACUGCAGUUUGAUCCAAAUUUUGAAGCUACAAGAAAUCGGCCUCCAUUAUCGCGAACCAUGAGCUCCAACUACUUGUCCUGGCAACCGACAAUUGGGCGUAACUCAACUUUCGUGGGCCUAUCGAAAAUGCAAAAAGAAGAGUUAGGUGGUGUUGAAUAUACAUCAAUCAAAUUACUUUGUAAAAUUCUAUUGAUUUACUAUUUUGGGUUCCUUAUAAUGGCCUUUGUAAUGCUUCUUCCAUGGAUCUCAGAAAUGAGUAAUUAUAAACAGAUUGUGAGAAGUGAUGGUGUUUCACCUACGUGGUGGGGAUUUUUUACAUCUAUGAGUGCCUUUACUGAUCUUGGUUUCACCUUGACUCCUGAUUCAAUGCUUUCCUUUAAUAAAGCGAUAUUUCCUUUAAUUACGAUAAUGUGGUUUAUCGUUAUAGGCAAUACUGGCUUCCCGAUUUUGCUGCGGUCUAUCAUAUGGAUUAUGUUCAAGUUCUCUCCAGAACUUUCACAACGGCGGGAAAACCUAGGAUUUUUACUUGAUCAUCCUCGUCGUUGUUUCACAUUACUGUUCCCAUCUGGUGCUACUUGGUGGUUGCUGGCAACACUGGUUUUUUUGAACGGAACUGACUUGAUUCUGUUCAUUAUUCUAGAUUUCCAUUCUGCAGUGUUGAGGCCCCUGUCACGUGGAUUUAGAGUUUUGGACGGUUUGUUUCAGGCAAUCAGUACAAGGACCGCUGGAUUCACGGUAGUCGACUUGAGCAUGUUGCAUCCAUCGGUGCAGGUUUCUUACAUGUUAAUGAUGUACGUCUCUGUCUUACCACUUGCCAUUUCCAUUAGAAGGACGAAUGUCUACGAAGAGCAAUCUCUUGGCCUUUAUGGAGAUAUAGAUGAUAAGGAUGAUGAAUCUGAUCGCACAAGUGCAGACAACGGCAGUUCUGAUAAUAGCGAGCAACCCGAAAAUGCCGAAAGUGAGUUUGAUACUCCAGCUGACAGCUCAAGUCAUACUUCGAAAAAACCGAAAAAGACACUAUUGAAUGAAUCCUUCAUCGGUGCGCAUUUAAGAAAGCAGCUCUCCUUCGAUCUAUGGUUCCUCUUUUUGGGGCUAUUCAUAAUAUGCAUUUGCGAGGGGGGGAAAAUUCAGGACACAUCAAAACCGAACUUCAACGUGUUUGCGGUACUAUUCGAAAUAGUCAGCGCAUAUGGUACUGUUGGACUGUCGUUGGGCUAUCCCAAUACCUAUACUUCUUUCUCGGGGCAGUUCACUACGCUGUCUAAACUAGUAAUCAUUGCCAUGCUCAUUAGGGGCAGGCACAGAGGUUUACCAUAUGCUCUCGACCGUGCUAUUAUAUUGCCAAGUGAAAGACUGGACAACAUCGAUCAUAUAGAAGAACUGAAGUUGAAAAGAGGUGUCAGAGGGGAUGCAGGAGGCACCACCAUGGACCCAGUCACUGCUUAUUUCAAAAAUAAAUCCGGCAUUGUCGGCUCGGCGCUCAGAAAGCUCAGACGCACCGUAAGUGAACCGGAGGAACACCUUUUGCACUCGUACCGAGCUCACAAUCACAAUCAACAGUACAAUCUUUCACAGACUUCACAAACUGGUGAUGAUCCAUUACAAGAAUCAUCUACUACUCAAAAUGGCCAAUACACAGAAGAAGCACCGAUGUCUUCGCUCAAUUCUGCUGCCAACUUUGAUAAUGAUUCGUACGACGACGAUCUGGAGGCACACGGCGAGUUUGUUAAUCAACCUCCCAUUGCUUUGCAUCACACUAGAACUACGUAA